UUAAGUAGGCCGAGUAUAGAAUAUAACAACGACACGGUAUAAUGUAUGUGACGGUUGUAUUUCUUUGUAUUUUACUGGCAAGAUCUCUCUCGGGGCUAAUUGUGCCUUCCCCAAAGUCAGAUGGUGCUUCUGAUAUGUCCAGCCUUUUGAAUCAUGUGUCGCUGCUUGAGCAGACUGUGUCCAGCCUUCAGGCAACAACCACGCAGGUUCAGACAGAACUACAGGUUACAAAGAAAGAUCUGCAGGCCACACAGACACAGCUUCAAAGUACCAUGAAGGACUUCCACCAUACCAGAACAGAUCUGCAGACCACACAGACACAGCUUCAAAGUACCAUGAAGGACUUACAACAUACCAGAACAGAACUUCAGUCGAGCAAGACACAACACCAGUCAGAAGCUGCUGAAAUAUCAUCCUUGAAAGAUGAAGUUUUAGCAAUGAAGGCAGAGCUUCGUUUAACAUCUAAUCAACUCGUCAUGGUUAAAACACAACUGAAAGACAUGGCACACGGUGACAGUGUGGCUGAUCCUCAGCUGAAUCUUACCCUGCUGGAUUCCAUCCUCCAUGAGAUGAAGCUGAACACGGCACAGGUACAUGCGGUGCAGACAGAUGUCAAGCAGCUGGACAAACAACUCACCUUAGUAAACUCUACUGUGCAUGACGUGACAACAGAAAAAGAUGACUUCUUUCGUAAUAUGUCGUCCUGGAUGCAAAUAAUGACACAGAAACAGUUGGCAGAAAACACGGAACUCCAGUCUACAAAGUUGCUGGCACAUACUGAAUCUAAACACGUCCAGAAGCUCGAGCAAGAUAUAAAGUCAAUGUUUUCUGAAAUGAGUGUUGUCAGACAGGACUUACAAUCAGCAUGGAAGGAUCUUCACUCAGUUCAGAGUAAUCUGAGUCUGACUGUCUCCAAUGUUUUAACUUUAAAAAGUAACAUAUCCAUGGUUGGAAAGCAAUCCCUGGACAACAAACUAUCCCUGCUACAGGUUUCACAAUCACCAAAGACCAGAAAUGUGGCAUUCAACGUUAACUACCCUCCAAGUUCAACAUCAAACGGCACUCCUCUCCCAUUCAGUACCAUCCUUUACAACGCUGGCUCUGGCUACAACACCAGCACGGGGACGUUCGUGGCGCCAGUCUCUGGGAUCUACAUCUUCUGGACACACCUGGCACUGACGCAGGCAAACACUAACAUGUCCUUCGACAUCAUCAAGUCAGGAGGAGUGAUUCUGGCAAACGGAUACACGGAAACAGACUCGUAUAUUGAUGAAACUGAUGCUUCUGCCAUCACUGUCACUCAUCUAGACAAGGGAGAAGAGGCCUGGGUACAGAUGACUUUUUCACGGAUUAUCUACCCAAGCUCAUCCUAUUUUGGUGGCACCCUGCUGUCAGAGGACUGAGAAGAGUAUUUAGCUCCAUCACGCAAUGCUAGGAACAAUUUCAAUGAUAUUGUAACCAGCUAGUCUUCUACAACGACAUGUAUUUGGGUCUGUCCUGUCCAACAAUCGCUUCAGUAUUACAGUGUAUGAAUAAUAGACACUGAUUAUUGACAAUGAUAAUAAGAAAAGCGACAAAAAGAUUUCCAUUACUAUAUGAAAUGUCUGAUUCCGAUUAUGUACUAGGAAUUGGUUUGAACUAGAAAUA
Messenger RNA from Haliotis rufescens (red abalone), 1647 nucleotides. RefSeq lists its product as uncharacterized. Lineage: Eukaryota; Metazoa; Mollusca; Gastropoda; Lepetellida; Haliotidae. The record is from RefSeq and is a predicted model, not a curated record. Gene Ontology annotation, molecular function: protein binding. The transcript has 2 exons. The coding region runs from base 42 to 1403 and encodes 453 amino acids.